AUGUCAAUGACAAAACAUUCAAAUGUUAUGAAGAAUAAUUUCCAGCAAUUAAAGUUGCCUUUUGAAAAAUUCUCCGAGAAAUGGGCAAAGCUGAAGAGCACAGCACAUGAAAAAAAGCACAAGCAACGAGCAGCACAUAUUCCGAUGGUUUUGCUUUUUGCGUUCGCGAAUGUAAAAGAGGCAGAUGAAGAAGAAAAAAAUCCUAUUAAUGUUAAUGUUGAUACGAAAGCUUCGGAAAUAAAAGAAAACAUGAGGAAAUAUACGUAA
Molecule: messenger RNA, 267 nt
Organism: Clunio marinus
Lineage: Eukaryota; Metazoa; Arthropoda; Insecta; Diptera; Chironomidae
Source: the annotation of a GenBank genome assembly